GCAGACGCUGCCGACGAGUGGGGAUAAAAAUUAGUUACGGCAUCUACCAAGUCCUAAAAGGAACUCCGUGCGCAGAGCGACCAGGCUGCUUCGUGCAAUGUUACGCGUUAAAUUUUAUUCGCGCGUCGUUGCCAGUGUUUCUUUAUAUUUAAGUUUGUGAAUUUCUCUUCUCUUGUGAUUUUAUUUAGAAAUUCAAAAGUGAGUGAAAACAUUAUGGCUCAUGGUGUGAGCGAUGUGCUCAAUAGUGAAGGAAGUUCUGUGAAAAUUGUGAUAGCUAAGCAAGAAAAUCAGCAUCCGCAUCAGCAAACGGUUAGGAAAACAGUGGGUGUGAUGGGUAGUCGAAGGAUAUUCGCGCCAGCUUUCAAGCUAAAAGUAUUAGAUUCCUAUAGAAAUGAUAUUGACUGUCGUGGUAAUCAACGAGCCACCGCACGAAAAUAUGGAAUUCAUCGAAGACAAAUACAAAAAUGGUUACAAUGCGAGGAUAAUUUACGUAGCAGUUGUCCGGAGAUUGGAGCAGAAGCAACUAGUACAACUAACUCUAAUGGAAUUUUGAAAUCAGAAGAAAAUUCUGGAUCCGACGUCUCCCCAUCAUCGCCGGCCUUGAACCUCAGUCUCGCCAGACUGCAUGGCGACGAGUUGUUGCCUGUUCAACAGGGGUCCCCACCCUCUCGAAAUUCACCCCUCACUGCUGAAUUCGGUUUCCUUCCCACUCUUCCACUAGCUCCAGUUGGCUACACUCCGGAUUUGCCGGAUCUUAAAUUCCUGCCCGAAUCGGAGAGAAAAUUCUACAUAUCCGAGAGAUAUGAACAUGAGUCCCCAUCGGGUUUUCGGGGUGAUGUGAAAUAUCAAACACUAACCCCCUAUCAGGAAGAAUCUCUAUCACAAAUAAGAAAUGUGGAUUCGCCCGAGGAUACUAGAAUUACAGUACUGAACGCACCGGCAGAGAUAAAGGCGGAACGAGCGAGCCCAGACUCAGCGGCGACGCCAGGGAUGUAUGAGAUGCCAGGAUCACCCAGUGCUUCGCUGGUCUCAUUUUUAUCUCCACAUCAUCAGACCCCUCACUUUGAACCAACACAACAAAGUCCCUCUAUGCACUAUGUUCGUGAGCACCAACACCCUUACCAGGAUUCCAAGAAGCCCUGUUGCCAAGAAGACGAGAAACGAGAGACAAAGAUAGAACUAGAAUUUCAGAAGGAAGAAGAUGGUCCAGACUCCUAUUCAACCUCUUCGAGUCCACAUGGUCCGGUCAGUUCCAGCAGCAGUUGCUCCGAGAGCGAAAUAGAUGCCAUCGACAAUUCCCCAACAAGUGAACUAACAAGAAGACGAUCAUUCUCCCUCCGCUUCAAAAUCAACGUCCUCGACGCCUUUCAUCAAGACGUCAUUGUCUCUGGCAAUCAACGUGCCACUGCCCGAAAAUUCGGCAUUAAUCGUCGUCAAGUGCAAAAAUGGCUCGGUCAAGAGACCGAACUCCGAGGUGAAAUCGCACGUCGUGGCGGUAAUUCCCGCCAACGUUUAGGCUCAAAUGAUUACAAACUACCGGAAGAAGCACCCGUGGAUCUAAGAACCGGAGGACUUUACUGUUGUGAAACAUCACCAACAAGACUUUGUUCCCUAUCGUGUUGCACCGACAAUGCCAUAUGCUAUCAAGAGAAUUUCUCGAAUUUCAAGACCAACAAGGAUACGAACCAAUAUUACAACAAUAUUACCCCGAGUGACAAUAAACGAUCAGCUUCUGAUUUCUGCUGCUAUCGAGUGACACCAUCGCCGAAGAAACUCUGCCUUGAGGGAGCGAAGCAGACACAUCUACCUCCACAGGAAACACCAUUGUGCCUAGUAAAGCCGAAAAUGAAUCCACAAAUUGAAAUUGUCAGCAGUACAGUACAAACGGGACCCAUUGCACCAGUUACAACUUCCACACCACCGUCUUCGAAGAAGGAUGCCAUUUUAUUUAAACCCUAUUUGGAUAAUCCAAUCAGCAAACCUACGGAUCAUGGUCUUUCGAUGAUGAACACCAACAACAAUAAUAAUUGCCAGGGCAUUUGCAAUCUGAAUGAAGGGAGGGGCUACGAUUAUGCCCUUGAACUCAGUCUAAGGGUACCUAUCUCAUGGAGAGCACAGCACACUUCUUACUGUGAUUUUCCCUCUCCUGUUAGGAGCGCCUUUGUUAGGUAUCCAACCAGUCCUCAUUAUACCUAAAUCAUAGCUUUUUGUUUCGAGAUAAAAAAUUUGUGAAUCAUAUCAGAAAUAUGUAUACAAUGUACGUAUAUUUUUAAAACAGCUUUAAUUUUUUUUAGAUUUUUAGUCAAAUGGAGGGAAAAAAAGGCGGUUUUUUUGUUUAAAUUGUUUCCGUGGGGAAAUUUAUCAUUUUUGAGACUAUUCUGGAACAUGGUUGAAUUCUAGAUUUUUGAAAUCGGAAAUUUAAAAAGUUUAAGGAGUUUUUAUAGAAAGACUAAAGCUUGGAGGAUAAAAUUCUAGAGACUAGCAAAAAAGAAACAUUUUCUAGAUUUUUUUGUAAAAGUAAAUUUUAUUUUUAUUAAUAAUUCUGAACGACAAGAAAAAUACAUCUUUUAAUAUUUAAAAAGUUUCUAUAAUCCCUAACAAGCAGGCCUUGGAUAUUAUGACUAUUUCGACUUUUUUCGAUUAUUUUCCAAAAAAAUUCGACUUUUUUCGACUUAUUUUCAAAAAUUACGACUUUUUCGACUUUUCCAUCAAAUAUUGAAAUAAUUUAUAGUAUGAAA
Messenger RNA from Leptopilina heterotoma, 2738 nucleotides. RefSeq lists its product as uncharacterized. The transcript has a single exon. NCBI's taxonomy places the organism in Eukaryota, Metazoa, Arthropoda, Insecta, Hymenoptera, Figitidae. The coding region runs from base 214 to 2196 and encodes 660 amino acids. The record is from RefSeq and is a predicted model, not a curated record.